This is a messenger RNA of Stylonychia lemnae, 1761 nucleotides long. Lineage: Eukaryota; Ciliophora; Spirotrichea; Sporadotrichida; Oxytrichidae. The record is from the annotation of a GenBank genome assembly.
AUGGAACAAGAAGAGGAGUUCAAAACCCCGCAAGCCUCCGAUAAUUUUGACUUAAAUCUUAAAAAUCAAAUUGAGCUCCUAGACACGUCCAAUGUGCCUUUUCAAGACUUGAGCACUUAGUCACAAUACUCCUCAAGCCAGCAGGACAUCCUGGCCAUGAUGAAUAAAGUGUAUGCAAAUCACUUGAGUUAGAAUCAGCUCUCAGGCUGCAUAAUGCCAUCAUUCGAGUCUCCUUCGAUAUCUGAGAAGCGAUCCGACCAAGCAACCGACUAUAAACCCACCAAAGUGUUAUUUGUCAGAGGUCUGCCCUAUGAUAUUACAGAGGCAGAACUUAUGAGAAUACUUUCUUAAUACGGAUGUAUUGAGAGGGUGCUGAUUCUGAUAUAAAAAGCACAUGCCUUUGUUUAAUUUAGCUCACUUUAAGAGGCUGCUGGCUGCGUGCUAGACUAAGAAAAUCUGUAUAUCUACAAUAAAAAGGUGCAUAUCAGUUACUCUGGAAGAGAAUACAUCUAGGAUGAUAGAGUGAAUCAAUUCAGCAGUCUGAAUCAGAGCAAAAUAAUUCUUGUGACGAUCACAAAUAUUAGAUAUCCUGUGAAUGCUGAUGUGCUAUUCACAACUUUUCAUAAGUUUGGCGAACCUUAACGUAUCGUUAUAUUCCCAAGGUAACUUGGUGAAUAAGCAUUAGUUGAAUUUGCUAGCGUAGAGCAAGCUAAGAAGGCCAAGCAAGAAAUGGAUGGUAAAAGUAUAUAUUCUAAUUCAAGCAAUCUAAUGAAAAUCUAGUUUUCAGAGAUGAAAAAAUUAGAAAUCAACUCAUAAAAUGAUAAGGCAAGAGAUUAUACAGUUUAAUCUGUUGAAAACUAUAUCUCUAGCAAUUAACCUGCCGCUAAUAACUUUAACAGCUAAGGUUUGACAUAGGAUCAAAUGAGUAAGUCUGAAUUUGAGUCACUGUUUACAAAAGCAUUUAAGGAUGUGAAGUCAAAAAUGAAUUACUAAUUUUCAUUGUCCUCAAACAAGUAAUUAACAUAAAAUUCCUAGAGCAUAGAGGGAGUAGUAAAUAAUGAAGAAUAUAGUGAGGAUUCAAUUUUUACAUUUGGACUGGAUGACUUUUAAUUAGAUCAAUUAAAGCCAAAAUAGCCAAUGUAAGUUAAUCAGCCAAAUGAAUUCCAGAGAUAGCAUCCAUUUGCACAGAUAAAAUAACAAAAUGAUUAAAAUUUAGCUUUACAAAAUUAAUAAUAAAGUGAUUCCCACCAAUAGCAGCCUCAAUUCUAUCAGCAGAGCUCUAAAGUACUAAUAGUAUCUAACUUACCUAAAUCUACGAAUCCAUACUAACUAUUCAAACUCUUUGGAUUAUAUGGUAAUGUUUAGAGAGUAAAAAUAAUGUUUAAGAAAAGGGACAAUGCCUUGGUGGAGUUUUAGGAUAUCCUAUAGUCUCAAUAAGCAAAAUAAUACCUAAAUGGAAUCACGUUUUUCAGUCACACUAUUUAAGUUAAUGACUCUAAAUACCAAACCAUAACUAUCCCUGCACUUAUGUCAAGUGAAGAAGCUUAUCUUACUCAAGACUAUACAUAUUCUAAGGAGCAUAGAUAUAAGGUCUAAGGUUCUAAAAAUACUCAGAAUAUUGCUGUAAGAUACUUAACCUUCUUAAAUUCAUAAUAAUUUAGGCACCCAGUAAGAUUCUGCAUGUCUCUAACUACCCCCAUUAAUAUAAUGAUGAGGUUAAAUUCAGAAAUUUAUUCUCAUAGAUUGCUUCUCCAGUAGUGA